Molecule: messenger RNA, 913 nt
Organism: Leptopilina heterotoma
Lineage: Eukaryota; Metazoa; Arthropoda; Insecta; Hymenoptera; Figitidae
Gene: Chrac-14
Product: DNA polymerase epsilon subunit 3-like
Exons: 2
Coding region: 199-576 (125 amino acids)
Biological process (GO): heterochromatin formation; DNA damage response; leading strand elongation
Cellular component (GO): CHRAC; epsilon DNA polymerase complex
Molecular function (GO): protein heterodimerization activity; chromatin DNA binding
Source: RefSeq, a predicted model, not a curated record
UCAUAACUUCCGAUUUGAAUAACAAAAAAAACGUUUGUUUCUCGUUUAUACACAAAUAAAAAAAUUAUGUGUGGCGGUAAAUGCAUCUAGCAUUUUGUUAAAUACUUAAAUUAUUUCCCAAUUUUAAUCGUGAAUUAAUGUUAAUAAGUAAUAUAUUCCAAGUGCAUUGUUUAGUAUUUUGUUUACACACCAACAAAUAUGGCUGAAAAAUUAGAGGAUCUAAAUCUUCCAAAUGCGGUUGUAACUAGAAUUAUUAAGGAAGCCUUACCAGAUGGAAUUUCAGUUGGAAAAGAUGCUCGGCUCGCAGUUGCAAAAGCUUCUUCGAUAUUUAUCCUCUAUUUAACAUCCACGGCGAAUUCGAUAGCAAAAAAACAUAAUCGCAAAACAAUAAGUGGUUCAGAUGUUAUUCAAGCAAUUGAAGAUAUUGAGUUUGAUCAAUUUAAGUCACCAUUAAAUGAGGCCUUAGAAAACUUUAAGAAAACUCAGAAAGAGAAAAAAGAUGCUACAGCAAAAAAGAAGCAACUAAGCACAUCAAAACCAGAUGAAGAUACUGGAGAAAUGCAAGAAGACGAAUAAAUACAAAUUUAGAAAAUAGAAUUAUUAUACUCAUAUUUGACGUUAUCGGAAAAUCAAAUAUUUUUUAUACAAAGUACGAAGCGUCAUAAAAAAAAUUGAAUGUUAUUCUUAACUUUCUCUAAAAAAUUCACCGCAAUUAAUUUACAUAUAUUUACAAUUAAGAAAUGUGAAUAAACUAUUCUUGACGUGCAGGAAACACUGUCAAAAUGACUGAAUCUUUUUUUUUUACUGUAAAUUCACAAAACAGGAAUGAUUAUUUAUAAUUAACUGUUAAAUUAUUCUUAUUACAGCCAGUUUGUAAAAGUUUGUAGACAUUAAAAAUAUCAAUAAGUAUUUA